CUGCCAUGGCUGCAGCGGUGUGGACCGAUCGAGGGCGGAGGGCAGCGACACUUGUAGGGACGCUGACUGGGUCCAGGUCAACUCACACCGCUUUGAAAUCUCAGUAUGACGCGCUGGUCAUCGGCGGAGGACACAAUGGACUGGUGGCAGCUGCUUAUCUUCAGAAGGGAGGACUGAAGACUGCAGUGCUGGAACGCAGACACGUGCUGGGAGGAGCAGCUGUUUCCGAGGAGCUCUUCCCCGGUUUCCGCUUCUCCAGGUGCUCCUACUUGCUCAGUUUGUUACGACCGCACAUAUACAAAGACCUCGAGCUCAAGAAACAUGGGCUGAAGGUGUACAUGAGAGACCCCCAUGCUUUCACCCCCAUGCUGGAGGAUGGGGUGAGAGGCGCUCCACCGAGGUCUCUCACGCUGGGCUCAGAUUUGGCCAUGAACCAGAUGGAGAUUGGGAAGUUCUCACAGAAGGAUGCUAAGGCUUAUCCAGAGUUUCUCGCACACCUUGAAAAGCUAGCAGGAGCUAUCCACCCUCUCCUUGAUGCUCCACCUGUAGAUAUUCCUGGCGUCACUGCUGGAUCGCUGAGGAAGAGGCUGGCUGCAGCGAAAACACUGAGUCCCUUAGUCAAAUGUGGUCUGAAACUGGGCAAAAACAUCCCAGACUUUUAUGAGAUCGUAACUGCGCCGAUAAUGAAGAUUCUCACACAGUGGUUUGAUUCGGAGCCACUGAGGGCAACGCUGGCUACUGAUGGUGUGAUCGGAGCCAUGACCAGUCCGAGUAAUCCCGGUAGUGGGUAUGUACUCUUGCACCAUGUGAUGGGAGAGCUGGAGAAGGAGAAGGGAGCCUGGGGUUAUGUGGAAGGAGGCAUGGGAGGUGUGUCCGAGGCUAUUGCUAGGGCUGCUCGAUCCUACGGUGUAGACAUUUACACUGAGAAGGAUGUCGGACAGAUCCUUGUUGGUUCCGAUGGUGUUGCUAAAGGAGUGGUGCUAAAGGAUAGCACGGAGAUCCACAGUAAAGUUGUUUUAUCAAAUGCUACUCCAUAUGUUACCUUCAAGAACCUCACACCACAGGGCGCCCUUUCUCCAGAGUUCAUGAAAGCUGUAGAUCAGAUAGACUACACGUCACCUGUUACCAAGAUCAAUGUGGCAAUAGACAAGCUUCCAAACUUCUUAGCAGCUCCCACACCAGAUGACAAACCUGGACCCCAUCACCAGUGUUCAAUUCAUCUAAACUGUGAAAGCGUGGAGGUACUGGAGACAGCAUAUAAAGAGGCCAUGAAUGGGCGUCCCUCAGCAAGACCUAUGCUGGAGAUGACCAUCCCCUCUGUUUUGGAUCCUACUCUGGCUCCCCCUGGCUGCCACGUGGUGUCACUGUUCACCCAGUUCACCCCCUACCACAUCGAGGGCAGGGAGUGGACCGAUCAGGACCGAGAGGCCUUCGCAGACACUGCAUUUGACUGGGUGGAGAAAUACGCCCCUGGCUUUAAAAAGUCAGUGGUGGGAAGAGACAUCCUGACUCCGCCUGACCUGGAGAGGAUCUUUGGACUCACUGGAGGGAAUAUCUUUCAUGGAUCAAUGUCACUGGACCAGCUCUACCUAGCACGACCUUUGCCUUCUCUCUCAGACUACCGUUCACCAAUUAAAGGACUCUAUCUGUGUGGCAGCGGCUGUCACCCAGGUGGCGGUGUGAUGGGUUCUCCUGGCUGGAACGCGGCACUCACUGUCAUGGCUGAUCUGAAACAUCAAUGAGAAAUCUCACCGCAUCAGUGUGUGGUUCACUGACCAGUGCUCUACCUCUCUUUUGUGUACAUUUGACCGCUUUGAGAAAUCAGUUUAAGCUCUCACUCCAGCUACAUGUUUGAUCAAGUGUCUCUACACCUGGUUGUAAAGAUAUGUGCCAAAUGACCCGAUUUAAUGAAAGAAGUGGUAUGUGAUGAAAGAGAAAGGGUGAGGUUGAAAAAAAACAACAAGGUCUUAAUAGAGCUUGCAUGUCAAAAGUCCACCAGUGGAAAAACACAAAGCCAUGGUGUGACAUACUUAUGAAGUAGUCUAAGUGAACCAGCAGAAAAUCACUAAUGCUGGAGGCUGAUGUAUUCUUGACUCAACUGAUACUUAAUGAUGCACUAUGGGACGCUUUGCAACUUUUCAAAUAAAUCCAAGCAAAUGUG
Molecule: messenger RNA, 2161 nt
Organism: Stegastes partitus (bicolor damselfish)
Lineage: Eukaryota; Metazoa; Chordata; Actinopteri; Pomacentridae
Gene: pyroxd2
Product: pyridine nucleotide-disulphide oxidoreductase domain 2
Exons: 16
Coding region: 6-1742 (578 amino acids)
Molecular function (GO): oxidoreductase activity
Source: RefSeq, a predicted model, not a curated record